This is a messenger RNA of Diuraphis noxia (Russian wheat aphid), 3936 nucleotides long. RefSeq lists its product as uncharacterized. The record is from RefSeq and is a predicted model, not a curated record. Gene Ontology annotation, molecular function: protein binding. Gene Ontology annotation, cellular component: cytoplasm. NCBI's taxonomy places the organism in Eukaryota, Metazoa, Arthropoda, Insecta, Hemiptera, Aphididae.
UGACUGACGUCUGACGAUUACCGCACCGGCACCGAUUGUCUGACUCGAAUAGAUGAGUGUCACACUUGACAGUUGUUGACGGUAAGUCGACUAUGUAGUUGACAAUCACGACGUUAUAGUCGUUAUACAUAAGAUUAUUGCACUACCGAGAUAAGACCACACUACCACAGUCCGCGCUCGUCAGUCGUCGGUCGAGUUCGAGUUGUACACGAGUAAUGAGUAUUGCUAUUGCAUUGCACAUUUGCAUUUUGCACUCCGUCGAGUGUUGUCGGUCCAUACCGUUCGUCGUAUCAGCCCGUACUAGUAUCUCUGAAGAGCGAUAGUGACGUAAUAUUAUUAUUGUUUUGUUGUUGUGGCUUAAUAGUUUUAAUAUCGCUUCAGUACUCACAUAACUCAUAAGUCGUAGCAAUUCAGUCGAGUACUCAGUAGUCGACAGUCGUGAGUCUUGUCGCUUAGCGUGUCAACAAUGUAUGCAAUUAUUGCAGUUUGAACGUAUAUCGUCAUAAUAUAAUAUACGAAUUAAUACAAUUAUUAUUAUCAUACUAUAAUUGCGGUCUUGUGCAAUUAACCAGUUUAUAAUAAUUACAAUAACUUUUAACGCCGUGCCUAUUAUGCGCGUGAGUAAUUAGAAUAAAAUAUCGUCGUCCUUUGUUCGAUGCGUAUCGCUUUUAUAAUAGUUUGCGCACAAAUCUUUAUUCAUACGAAAUAAUAGAUUGAUCAUAAUAAUCAAAUAUCAUCAAUUAUGCACGUCGAUUCGGAAUGACCAGCUGGACAGGGGGAAACAAACAUCGGAGCAGGCGGUGGGAAAACCUACGACCACGGCGGCAGUGAAGGAGGAGGUACGACGCGAUAGCCUCGCCGACGACGAUUGCGACGGAACAACGACGACGGAUCCGGACAAUGGUUUUUGUCGCGUUCUAUCACCGCGUGGGAGAGUACGUUAGAACUAAAGAGGAUUACGACGACGACCGCAGUCGUAUGCUGUGCGACGAAUUCUUCACGACCGUCGCUCUGGUGUCGCAGCACACGAUCGGGUGAACGUCGGAGCCAGUUAAUGUGACCGCAGAUUGAUUUUUGACAAUAAAUGGCCAUGGAAACGCUUACGAGAGAUGUGCCAUCAAGUAUGCAACACCAAAAUAAUUCAUCUGUUUCAAAUAUGAAACAUAGUUAUGUUCAGUUGUCCAAAACAUGUUUAGAUGAAGAUGCUCAAAUAAAUAAAAAAUUACCAAAAGAGCUUUUAUUACGAAUAUUUUCAUACCUAGAUGUUGUGUCAUUAUGCCGUUGUGCUCAAGUAUCUCGUGCUUGGAAUGUAUUAGCAUUAGAUGGAAGCAAUUGGCAAAAAAUUGACUUGUUUGAAUUUCAGACUGAUGUUGAAGGUCCAGUAAUAGAAAAUAUAUCACGGCGAUGUKGUGGUUUCUUACGGCAAAUUAGUUUGCGUGGAUGUCAAUCAGUUGGAGACGGCUCUCUGAAAACUCUAGCUCAGUGUUGUAAUUAUAUUGAAUAUAUAAAUCUGAAUGGAUGUAAGAGAAUUACAGAUAGCACUAGUCAAUCUUUAAGUCAAUAUUGUAAAAAACUAUUGUCAUUAGAUAUUGGUUCAUGUUCUAUGGUGACUGAUUUAUCUUUAAAAGCAAUUUCUGACGGUUGCCCAAAUUUGACUAGUGUUAAUAUAUCUUGGUGCGAUGGCAUUACAGAAAAUGGUGUUGAAGCCUUAGCACAUGGUUGUCCAAAAUUGAAAUCAUUUAUAUCCAAAGGCUGUACAASAAUGACAACACGAGCAAUUAGUUGUUUAGCACAACAUUGUGUAAAAUUAGAAGUUGUAAAUUUGCAUGGCUGCAAUAACAUUGAAGAUGAAGCUGUGAUAAAGUUAGCCAACAACUGUAAUUCUUUGAAAUAUUUAUGUCUUGCAAACUGUUCUUUAUUAACUGAUAGCUGUCUUGUUUCCCUGGCUGAACAAUGUCAUCAGUUAAAUACCUUAGAAGUAGCUGGUUGUUCACAGUUUACUGAUAUAGGAUUUUUAGCAUUAUCAAAAACGUGUCAUCUUUUGGAAAAAAUGGAUUUAGAAGAAUGUGUAUUUAUUACAGACUCGACUCUAUUUCAUUUAGCAAUGGGAUGCCCCCGGCUUGAGAAUUUGAGUUUAUCACAUUGUGAACUAAUUACUGAUGAAGGUAUCAGACAUCUGAGUACUUCAACAUGUGCAUCUGAACAUUUGGCUGUGCUUGAAUUGGACAACUGUCCCCUUAUUACAGAUGCAUCUCUAGAACACCUAAUUAAUUGUCACAACUUGCAAAGAAUAAUGUUGUAUGACUGUCAACUCAUUACCAGAAAUGGAAUAAAACGUCUUCGGACACACUCGCCAAAUAUAAACGUGCACGCCUACUUUGCGCCUGUGACACCGCCACCGUCUACUGGCAAUAGUCGCCAACAUUAUUGUCGUUGCUGCGCCAUAUUGUGAGCCUGGCUUGAAGGCCGGUCAUGCAUACGUGUGUGUGCUACUUGCCUGAAAUAUUUGGCGAACAUUUUGCAAUCAUUAGCCUGCUGUGUAUUAAAAUAUAAUAUUUAUUUUCUACCAAUCGUUUUUAUAAUCAUGAUGUUGUAUUGUUCAAUAUUAUAUUUAGUAUACGUACAUAGAUAAUGAUUAUAUUUUAAGUACUAUGAAAAAAUCUGUCAAUUUGGACAGAUAUAUUAUACAGGUUUAUGUAUUAUGCUUGUGUUUGUAUAUGUGUAUAAACGCAUGAAUAUGGUUCACUAAAUUAUAUGUGCCUGUAUUUUCCUUUUAAUAUUUUUAGUUGAAUGAAAAUCGUAGAUGUACAUGUAUAACGUAUAGUACACAUUACUGUGACUAAGAACAGAGAACACUUUAACAAGACCUUAAGCAUUUUUUGUAUUUAAUUUGAGGAAUAACUUGAUUAAAUAGAUUACCAGGCUACCGAUUUCUAUUACACAUUUCUAGGUUGUGUGUUCUGCACAUGCACAACAUAAAUUUAUUAUUAUUUUUUUUAAACCCCAUAUUUCUUUAUUAAUAUCAUAUUUUCAUUUGUUUAAUUUUUUAGUAAGUUUGCUUAUUAACAUAUAUUCUAUAUCCAAAAUUCACAAUUUUCAUUAAAAAAUUUGAAUUCUGAGAAAUUAAUUUAGUAUUCCGCCACUAUUCAAAUUAAAAAAAAUGCAUUAGAUUCUUAGUAAUAUAGUGUUUCUUUAUUCCGUUAAUGUUGUAUGUAUAUAUUAAAUAUCUAAUUAUUGAGUAUUAAAAUUAAAAUCUAUAUAUUUUCUUUACAGUUUGCAUGAUAAUAAAAGUAUAUUUUUCAGAAAUCUAAAAAAAAAAUUAUCAUGUUAUUAAAAACACUAAGUUUACACUUAAAAUAAUGAUGGAUUGAUUGAAAGACAGACAUUUUAUUUCUUAUUUAUUUCAAUAUUUUAGUAUGAUACAGUUUGUUAUUGUUUUUCAAAUAAGCACUAAAAAUAUAAUAGAGAAAGUUGAGCACCUUUAGUGAACCACUGUGUACAUAGAUUUAUUAUUAACCAUAAUUUUUUAUUUCAUCUGGUUUAAAUCAUGUUCCUUUUUGACAAUACAAUAUAUAAAAUAUUUAUACACACUACAAAGUAUUAUGCCUAAUUUUAUCAACAAAAUAAUUACUUCAUUCUGGAGAGUCCAAAAAUUAUAUUCAUUAAACAUAUUAUAGUUCUUACAUCUUUUCCUAUUUAACGAACAAAGUAAUUUAUUUUCCCAUUAUUGUGUUAUCAUAUUUUAUAUUAUUUCUUUAUUUUUUUCUAUUGUUCAAUGUUAGUCCAACCACAUUUUUUUUUAUACAUGAUUUUUAUUUGCAUAAUGUAUUUGUACUAGAUUUCCAUAUUGUAUUAACACGACAUAUUUUUAUUGGUGCUCGCUCAUAGACUUGGUGAACAAAUAUUAAUAUUUAAUGACUUAAGUGGUUUUUUAAU